Messenger RNA from Spodoptera littoralis (African cotton leafworm), 732 nucleotides. The record is from the annotation of a GenBank genome assembly. Lineage: Eukaryota; Metazoa; Arthropoda; Insecta; Lepidoptera; Noctuidae.
AUGGAUGGUUAUGGUUACCCCUAUCCACCACCGUUUCUCCCAAUGCGACCCCCUGAAGAAUAUCCUGACCAUGGCGAUGGUUUCGGUGAAUAUUAUGGCCUGGCUACCUUGAACGAUGGUCGGGAUAGAGGAAGACGUAGUCGAUCAAAAGAACGAAGACGCAAAACAAGAGACAACAAACAUUCGAGAUCUCGAAGUGGCAGUGCAAGAAGAUCUCGGUCGAGAUCGAGAUCUCAUUCUAGAGCACGGACAAAGUCGAGAUCUCGGUCCAGAUCGCGAUCCCGUUCCCGCUCCCGGUCUCGAUCACGCACACGAUCACGGACUCACAGCCACUCACAAUCUGGCACACGUAACCGUGAGCUGAACUAUAAGGAGCCAGGGUUUCUAGAUGCCUUUAGAGUUUUAUAUUUGACCCCAAGCAAAACCAGAAAGAACCCAUCAAAAUUUCUGGCGACGAGGAAGCGUCAUGACCGUAUCGAGGAGAUCCUGAAGAGUGAUGGCCUGGGGUCCAAACGGUGGCUGUUCUAUCCGAGGUCGAAAAACAAGAGCGAACCAGCCAUCGGUACUACGAAAGGGACCAGCGAUAAUGUCGAUCAAAGAGUCAAGGUUGAUGCAGACUUCUUCAGGAAAUACAAGAAGAGUAAGAAGGUCGACAAUGACGCCCCCAUAGCGAAGCUGAAGCGAUGGGAACUGCUAUUAUAUAAGAAGCUAGGAUUUUUACAAGCCGUCUAA